Messenger RNA from Phodopus roborovskii (desert hamster), 3794 nucleotides. RefSeq names its product EvC ciliary complex subunit 2 (gene Evc2). The transcript has 20 exons. The record is from RefSeq and is a predicted model, not a curated record. Gene Ontology annotation, cellular component: ciliary membrane; plasma membrane protein complex. Lineage: Eukaryota; Metazoa; Chordata; Mammalia; Rodentia; Cricetidae. Gene Ontology annotation, biological process: smoothened signaling pathway. Bases 33 to 3683 code for a protein of 1216 amino acids.
CGCGGGGCCUGUGUGGGGUCUGCGGCCACCAGAUGGGGGCGACCGGUCCCACGGGCGCUCGGGGACGAGCCACGUGGGUGCUGGCUGGGGGCGUCCUGGCUUCGGCCCUGGUGCUGGGCGCGGUUCCCCGUGCUUUCUCACCCACUUUCCCGGCACUGGGCCCAGGGUCUCCGUACAGGCCGAGCCCCGCUGGACCCCAUCCAAGCUCGCAGUACAGAGAUACUUCGAGAGAAGCCCAAGGUCCCUCAGAGAAUGGAGUGAUAUUUCAGAAAUGCUCACUGGUGUCUGGGCAGAGCGAAUCCCAGGCCAUGCACGUGCAGCUGUCAGUGAACAACACCAGGACUCCCUUGUCAGCCAACCUUUCGGACCUGCUUGUGCUAGACGAGAUCACUAGCCUCACUGUGAAGGAGUCCCCUGGAAAUAAGACUCGGGACGGAAUCCAGACUUUCAGAAAGAGCUUUCUGCAAGUGGGAGAGUGUUACUCUGUCAGCUACAUGGCCUCGCUGGACCCCACAGCUCUUGGGAUAGGAGAGAGCCUGGACCUUCCAGCCUUGCUCGUCUUUCAGAGCUCCUCACAGAACAGAACCCGGCUAAAAGCCCACUUUACCGUCGCAGUGGAAGAAAAGAUAACGGUCCUGCCUAACCAUGGUCUCCAUGCACUAGGCUUCUUCACGGCCUUCCUCAUCGCUCUCGUGCUGACCCUCGUGGCCCUGUUCUUCCUGGCGAAGGGUCGGUGUCUGCAGGGAAGUGUGCUGGCCAGAUGCUGGGUUCAGCACCCUGAGAACAAGCUGGAGCUCUCGCCCUUCACCUCUGCUAAUGGUGUGAGCCAGGAUCUUUCCUUCAAUGACCAAGUGAUUGACAUCCUGACCUCUGAGGACCCUGGGACCAUGCUUCAAGCCUUAGAAGAGUUGGAGAUUGCGACUCUGAAUCAGGCAGAUGCGGAUCUGGAGGCGUGUCGAAACCAAAUUAGUAAGGACAUCAUUGCUCUCCUGAUUAAGAACUUGACCAGUGGUGGUCACCUCUCUCCACAAACAGAGAGGAAGGUGACAGCUGCUCUCAAAGAGCAGUUUCUGCUGCUGGAAAAGGAAAUACAAGAGGAGUAUGAACGGAAGAUGUUGGCACUGACAGCAGAGUGUGACCUAGAAGCAAGGAAGAAGACAGAAAGCCAAUACCAGAGGGAGAUGGUGGCCAUGGAGGAAGCAGAAGAGGUGUUGAAGCGAGUUAGUGAAAGGUCUGCUGCAGAGUGCAGCAACCUUCUGCGGACCCUCCAUGGCCUGGAGCAGGAGGAAAUGCAGAGGUCCCUCGCCCUGCACCAAGCAGAGGACUUUGCCCAAGCACUCAGGCAGCUGGUUGUUUUCCAGAGAAAUGAAUUACACAGCAUCGUCUAUACCCAGAUACAGAGUGCUGUGGCCAAAGGGGAACUGAGGCCUGAGGUGGCUAAAAUGCUGCUGCAAGACUAUUCUAAAACACAGGAGAGUGUAGAGGAGCUGACGGACUUCUUCCAGGCCACCAAGAGGUACCAUCUCAGCAAGAGGUUUGGUCAUAGGGAGUACCUGGUCCAGAGCCUGCAGGCCAUGGAGACCCGCGUGCAAGGCCUGCUGAGCACUGCAGCCACUCAGCUGACAAGCCUCAUCCACAAACACGAGAGGGCCGGGUACUUGGACGAAGAUCAGAUGGAAAUGCUGUUGGAGCGUGCACAGACAGAAACCUUUUCAAUAAAACAGAAGCUGGACAAUGACUUAAAGCAAGAAAAGAAAAGGCUCCACCAAAAAUUGAUAACUAAGAGAAGGCGGGAACUUCUUCAAAAGCACAAGGAGCAGCAGAAGGAGCAGGUGUCCCUUGGAGAGGCCUCCAGCACUGCAGAGGAUGCAGUCCAGUACCUGUGCCAGUGGAGGAGUGUGAUGGCUGAGCACAUUGCUGCCCUGGAGGAGCUGCAGGAGCGUCUGGACCAGUCUGCCCUGGAUGACCUCCGGGUCCUGACGGUGUCACUGUCUGAGAAAGCCACGGAGGAGCUGAGGCGCCUGCAGAGCACAGCCAUGACGCAGGAGCUGCUGAAACGUAGUGCGCCCUGGCUCUUCCUGCAGCAGAUCUUAGAGGAGCACAGUCGGGAGUCUGCCACUCGCACUGCGCAGCUGGAGGCAGAGGAGAGAGAGCGUGGCCAGGAGCUGGUGCAGGGUGUGAGGCAGCGGCUACAGCAGGAUUUGCCAGAGGCCUGCACCGAGGAGCAGGCAGAGCUGAGGCAUUGGGAGCACUUGGUGUUCACGAGGCUCUGCUGUGCGGCCAUCUCGUUGUCUGAAGAAGACCUGCUCAGGAUGAGGCAGGAGGCCCAGGGCUGCUUCACUCAGCUGGACCGGAGUUUGGCUCUCCCCAGAGUCCGGGCACGGAUGCUGCAGCAGCAGGUACAGAUGGCCUGGCGGGAAGCAGAGUUCCGGAAACUGGACCAGGCUCUGGCUGCGCCUGAGCUGCAGUCCAAGGCGAGAAAGCUGCGUUCCAAGGGCAGAGGCAAGGCAGAUCUUCUGAAGAAGAGCCUGGAGGAUAAGAUCCGUCUGUUCGAGGAGCGGGCCCCUGAAGACCUGGCCGACAAGGUUCGAGGGGAAUUGCUCCAUGAGCGAGUGCAGAGGCUGGAGGCCCAGGAGGCCCACUUUGCUGAGUCACUUGUGGCCCUGCAGUUCCAGAAGGUGGCCCGGGCUGCUGAGACCCUCUCUGUCUACACGGCCUUGCUUACCAUUCAAGACCUGCUGCUGGAGGAGCUCAGUGAAUCCGAGACACUGACCAAGUCAGCCUGUGUGCAGAUCCUGGAGUCCCACAGCCCGGAGCUGCAGGAACUGGAGAGGAAGCUGGAGGAGCGGCUGGUGCAGCAGGAAACUUCUGAGCAACAGCAGGUCCUGGAGAGCUGGCAGCGGUGGACGACGGCUGAGGGCCCCGGGCUGGGCGAACCUGGGGAGAUGGAUCCUGAAAGGCAAGUCUCUGCCAUGCUGCGGCAGGCCCUGAACAAGGGCCAGAAGCUACUGGAACAGCAACAGCAGAGGGUGAGAGACGAGCGUCAGAACAGUGCGGUGCUGGAAGAUUCUCUGGAAAGCAUGGAGGCUGACACCAUGGCCAGUCUGUGCAGCCAGGGACUGAGGCUGGUGUCGUACCUCUCAAAGAUGACAAUGGUGCCAGGGAGCACGCUGCUCCGACUCCUGAGUGUGGUGCUCCCAGUGGCUUCGCAACCUCCGCUACUGGCCCUGCUGGACACAGUCAGGGAAAAGCACUCAGACCACGCAGCAGAGCACAGCAGCAGCGGGGAGCAGGCUGAGCAGAGCAAGAAGAGAAAACACCAGGGCUGGUGGCAAGCUUUGGACAGCAGACUGAGAACAGAUUUGGUGAGUCGAGGAUUGGAAAGGAUGCUCUGGGCCCGCCGAAAGAAGGAGAGCAUAUUGAAGACGGUAUACACGCCUGUCCAGGAGAGGGUGAUGUUCCCUGGAAAAGGAAGCUGGCCACACCUGUCCCUAGAGCCCAUGGGGGAACUGGCACCCAUGCCAAUCACAGGGCUGGACACCAUGGACAUAUUAAACACCGGAGAAAAGAUCUUUGUAUUCAGGAGCCCAAAGGAGCCAGAAAUCUCCUUGCGUGUUCCUCCUAGAAGGAAAAAGAACUUCCUGAAUGCCAAGAAGGCCAGCAGGGCCUUGGGCUUGGACUGACCCCAGGGGAAGCUCCAGGGAUUAUCUUGUCAGGUGCAUCUUUCCUCCAGCUCCACUUUGUCUGUCUGUCUGUCUGUAUCGUACAGCUUGCAAUAUAUACAUACUUGCAGC